Molecule: messenger RNA, 279 nt
Organism: Suillus plorans
Lineage: Eukaryota; Fungi; Basidiomycota; Agaricomycetes; Boletales; Suillaceae
Exons: 2
Source: RefSeq, a predicted model, not a curated record
AAGAAGUAUCUUCGCGACAAUUGUGAUUACACAUUCGACACGCUGAAGAAGAACAUGCCGCUCGCACUCGCAUCUGUAUCCAUCAACACGAUCCGAUUAUGGCUAGGGAUCCGCACGGGUAAACCCACGGGUCAUCGGAUGUUUCGUUGGAUGGAGACAUACAGGUCAGGUCUUACCACCCGAGAUGCUCAGUUGCGGGUCAAACAAUUCAGUUCUGCACGCUAUAAAUCACACAGACGAGUUCCCGAAACAGUAGCGAGAGUUUUUGAUCAUGUAUAG